AUGACGCCCAGAGUGCAAGAAGACUCGAUGCAACUGACUUCUGUGAAGUUUCCCUCGUACACGGAUCUUUGCCGAGUCCAAGUGGACCUAUCCAAAGGCGAUGUGCCGUCGUGCAUUGUCACAGAUACGAGUGUGCAUGCCCCGAAGUCGGCCUCGUAUGUGUUGCCUUCAGCUGUGGUUAUCUCGAUUUUGCAGGUGCACUGCUGCAAAGCCCAACCCAUCGAUUCAAGAUGCUCCGUGGACUUGAAGGACGGAUUGAAAUGUCAUGUGAAAAUGCUGCUGACAUUGAAAGCAUUUGGACAAUUGUCGGCCGAGUACUCAUUCGAGUUGGCCCCCCUCGAGGUGGACGCGAUUGAAAAGCUCGAGUCCAUGAUCCGAGACUUGAACGAAGAGAUUGCGGUGAUUGCGAAUGCCCCAAGUCCCCUCGAUGAAGUUGCGGAACUGCGCCAAGAAAUAACCGAGCUUCGCAAUUGA
Aphanomyces astaci is the source of this 474-nucleotide messenger RNA. RefSeq lists its product as hypothetical. The record is from RefSeq and is a predicted model, not a curated record. The transcript is spliced from 3 exons. Lineage: Eukaryota; Oomycota; Saprolegniomycetes; Saprolegniales; Verrucalvaceae. The coding region runs from base 1 to 474 and encodes 157 amino acids.